Molecule: messenger RNA, 777 nt
Organism: Ceratina calcarata
Lineage: Eukaryota; Metazoa; Arthropoda; Insecta; Hymenoptera; Apidae
Gene: Roc1a
Product: Regulator of cullins 1a
Exons: 5
Coding region: 51-401 (116 amino acids)
Molecular function (GO): zinc ion binding
Source: RefSeq, a predicted model, not a curated record
CUCCUUUAUACCCUUAAAUAUCAGUUGGCUUCAGAUAUCAAAAUUUGAACAUGGCGUCGGCAAUGGAAAUUGACGAUGAAGAAAAUGAUUUACCAACUUCGAGCAGUAGUAAAGGAGAGAAGAAACGUUUUGAAGUGAAGAAGCCUUUUUUUUUAUUUCAGUGGAAUGCUGUAGCUCUGUGGGCAUGGGAUAUUGUGGUUGAUAAUUGUGCAAUUUGCCGCAAUCAUAUAAUGGACUUAUGCAUUGAGUGUCAAGCGAAUCAAGCAUCAGCCACUAGUGAGGAAUGCACUGUAGCUUGGGGUGUGUGUAAUCAUGCAUUCCAUUUCCAUUGCAUCUCACGUUGGCUAAAGACUCGGCAAGUUUGCCCGCUUGAUAACAGAGAGUGGGAGUUUCAGAAGUGAGGUCAUUAACUAUGUGUGUCGGCUGCCACAGACAUCUGAACCAUCCAAAAUACCGAAGUCGAUGAAAGUUCAACUAUGUAUGUGAAUAAAAGACAAAUGAACAAUUUGUGGUUAAAGUAUCACUGGAAAAAUCAGUGGCAUAUUUUUAAGCGUCGUGGCAGCAUAUGGACAGUGGAGUAACGAGCUAAAAUUUUUUGAAAAAAGAUGUUAUCGCAUCAGCAUUAUAUGCUUUCCACUGCUGCGCAUAUUGAGCUCGAACAGCAAAAGCUGUACCUGUAAAAUAUGACCUAAAGUUUCUUAUUUUGUCGGUUAUGCAUUAAUGACAAUGUAACUUAGUCUUAAGGCCCUAAAUAAAGGAAUUUCAUGUAAUAAUUAA